GUAGUGAAAUGGAAUUCGAACCAGAAUCUGAACUCUAUGAAGUAUAUACAACCCUUAAGAAGCCUCUUAUCACCGAAGUUGCUGCAUGUAACAAAGUUCUUAAUGCAAGAACACAACAAAAAACCUGGGAUAAAUCAAAAAUUGAAAAAUUAGCUUUUUGGCUUCAGUAG
Racocetra persica is the source of this 170-nucleotide messenger RNA. The record is from the annotation of a GenBank genome assembly. NCBI's taxonomy places the organism in Eukaryota, Fungi, Glomeromycota, Glomeromycetes, Diversisporales, Gigasporaceae.